AUGGCGGUCAAGCCGCGUCUCGUCUUCCCGCUCCUCGCCUGCGCGCUGCUUCUCGCAUGCGCGCUCCUUGCGCCUUCCGCCUCCGCCUCCCGCCGCGUCCUCCAGCAGGACAUCGGGGAUGACUACGUCGAGCGCGUACGGGACGCGGCGGACGAGGAUUACGGCACAGAUGCCGACGCGGCCUCCGGCGUGGUGGCCUCCGGGGCCGUCGGCUUCGGUGACGCCGGGGCUGGCAGAAUGAACCUCCCGCCGGGCUUCCCCGGCGCAGCGGGCGGCGCAACCCCGGGGAACCCGGGGAGCGCGGGCAACGGUCCCGCGACCAACCCCGGUGCCGGCCCAGCGACCAACCCUGGUGCCAGCCCCGCGACCAACCCCGGUGCCGGCCCCGCGACCGACGAGCCGGAUGAAUCCGAGGGAGAGGCGGUAGACGACCUGACCGACUCCGCCACCCCCGCCACCCCCGCCACUCCCGCCACUCCCGCCACUCCCGCCACGCCCGCGCCCGUCAAUCUCCCCGCCGAUUUCGAAUCCCCAAUCAGCGCGCUGUUCGAUAUGACGCUGGAGGGGGCGGACAUGGAGCUUGCGCGCACGCUCACGCCGCAGCCUGUCCCCGCGGACGCGCCCGCGGAGGUGAAGAACUUCGUCGCGGGGAUGGAGGGGGCGGCGGCGGCGGUGGGGGCGGGGGCGGGGGCGCCUGGGCGCAAGCUCCAAGGCGUGCCAGAGUGGAAGCGCAAAACCAACAACACGACGCCCUUCGGGUUCUACCCGUAUGACACCCCCAAGUUCCACCCCUUGUUCGGUAUUUCUGUGAAGGCCAAGAACGGCACAUGGUACACAUACGUGAAGCGAGGCGUGCAGUGGCUGGGCACCUAUGACUGGGCCACGGGCUACUGGACCUGCCGGUUCACGGCGCCUCACCCCAGGAACGGCUUUAACUGCGCAGCGGACCCUACCUGCCCGGGCUGCCCUCGCUGCCGCGGCUGGCGCUGCUUCCGCAACAUGCAUCUGCCCACCUACGGCUCCCCCAAUGGCCAAACGUACGCGUCGAGCCUCAUGGCUGCCGCUCAACGCCCCAAGGAGUACGGAGUGUGCCGCUAUGCCGGCCAGCCCAACGCAACGUGCACGUUCGACCCGGACACGGGCAAGGGCAUUGGCCUCAUUGUCCCGGGCCUUAACCUUACACCCUUUGCGCCCAAGAAACCCUAA
Messenger RNA from Closterium sp. Naga37s-1, 1206 nucleotides. NCBI's taxonomy places the organism in Eukaryota, Viridiplantae, Streptophyta, Zygnematophyceae, Desmidiales, Closteriaceae. The record is from the annotation of a GenBank genome assembly.